AUGAACAAUCUCGCCGCUGUUCUUUUCGGCCUUUGCUGCAAGGAUUUGAAGCGCCGAUCGAGCUCGCGCGCUCGGACCUCCCCUCUCCUCUCUCCCUUGUGAGUCUUAGCUGUGCUCCCACAUACGCGGGGUCACAGGUGGUCACUCGCGCUGCACGUCCACUCGGGGUCUUCAGUGCAUCGUUGAUUCUCUUCACCAGUCUCUGCCGCUGCGUUCCAGCACUUGCUGGGACAGGUGUGUUCUUCACUCCGAAGAGUACCUCGCAGUUGGCGAAGCCUCUGACCGAGUUUUCAAUCACGCCGCUCUUCCACAAGAUCAGGGGCAAAGUCAACUCCGACGGCGGAGUUCCCAUCAAUAAGGACGUGACGCCGGCUUUGACGCGCAAGUGGCAGUGUUGUUCCUCGGGGUUCCACUCUCGAUUUCACUUCCCCCAGCAUCACCCGAGGGUGCCUGGCCGACGUCAACCUUGUGAUCUAUCAUACCGAUGCGUGCCUGCGGAAUGCCGAGGACACAGGCGCAGAGGUCGGGUUUUGGCUCGUCUCGACCGGGGGUGCACGUCACCACUUCUAUUGCCGCCCCGACACACCUACCAGAGGAUCCAGUUUGCAGAGUUGUUGGCGGUCGUCCGACUGAACCUUUGACAUCGCUACGGAUCCGGCUCUCGGCUAGGGUCCGUUUCGCCUGUGAUUACGCCAGUGGAGCCUGUUCCUCUCGUACUGCCGCUAUCCUCGCUGCCGACCAUCGUAUCGCUAUGUCGGUGUCUACUAGCAAUAUUGUUCACUCGACUGUCCAUCAGACCCUUUCGAACCUGACACACUGCUUCGAGCCGAUCAGGGGGGGACGAGUGGACCUAGAUCCGCUCCUCACGCCCCGUCAGGCUGGUGAUCAUAGGAGGCCUCAAGAUUUGGAGGUGGGCCGCCAAGCGAGCUACGCCGCUGCCCUUCAGUCCGGUCGACUACGCUCUCGACGCAGGGUUAUCUGUUCAGCUAUCUCGUAUGACAUGACCACCUGCUCUUCCUCGCCAUGGUCGCCCUUGUCUUCGGUGCGUGCGCUCGAGGUGCCGAGCUCUGGGUAUCCAGCACGGCUGCGUACCAGGAUCACGACAAGCCCCUCUGCCCCCCGACAAGGGUCAAGAUCGACGAGUAUUCUGUCAUUGUGCAUCUACCUUGCCACAAGGCCGACCGCCGGUUGGUAAGGCUCUCACUUCAUUGUCGUCCGACAAGCGAUGAGCACCUCAUUCUUGGACAUCCUCCGGAGGGUCAUCGCCGCACGAGAUCAACGACUCCCGCACGCUGUCUAGCUACUCUUUACGAGGAAUGGCCACCAUCCCACCCUGA
Microbotryum saponariae is the source of this 1337-nucleotide messenger RNA. The record is from the annotation of a GenBank genome assembly. Lineage: Eukaryota; Fungi; Basidiomycota; Microbotryomycetes; Microbotryales; Microbotryaceae.